Molecule: messenger RNA, 2786 nt
Organism: Cricetulus griseus (Chinese hamster)
Lineage: Eukaryota; Metazoa; Chordata; Mammalia; Rodentia; Cricetidae
Source: RefSeq, a predicted model, not a curated record
AUGGUGCCGAGUCUGAAGUUCCUUCUGUUCCUCAGCCUGCAUCUCUUGCAGGGGGUGAAAAGCUCCAUGGUCCAUCUGAACAACAAUGGAUACGAGGGAGUGGUCAUUGCAAUUAACCCCAGUGUGCCAGAAGAUGACCGACUCAUCCAAAGCAUAAAGGAAAUGGUAUCUCAAGCCUCUACUUACCUGUUUGAAGCCAGCAAAGGAAGAUUUUAUUUCAGGGAUGUAAGGAUUUUAGUCCCGAUGACCUGGAAGUCAAAACCCGAGUACCUAACGCCAAAACGGGAAUCAUAUGACAAAGCAGACAUCAUAGUUGCUGAACAUUACCUGAAAUAUGGAGAUGAUCCCUACACUCUUCAGUAUGGACAGUGUGGAGACAGAGGACAGUACAUACAUUUUACUCCAAACUUCCUCCUGACUGAUAAUUUGCCUAUGUAUGGACCCCGAGGCAGAGUCUUCGUCCAUGAGUGGGCACACCUCCGAUGGGGAGUAUUUGAUGAGUAUAACACAGACCAGUCCUUCUACAUGUCCAGAAAGAACACUCUUGAAGCCACAAGAUGCUCCACUGGCAUUACUGGGAGAAAUGUGGUCCAUGAGCGUCAGAGAGGCAGCACCGUGAUAAGGCCAUGCCGACGUGACUCAACCACAGGGCUCUAUGAAUCCAAAUGUACAUUUAUCCCAGACAAAUCUCAGACUGCCAGGGACUCCAUAAUGUUCAUGCAAAAUCUCAAUACUGUGGUUGAAUUUUGCACAGAAAAAACCCACAAUACAGAAGCCCCAAACCUACAAAACAAAAUGUGUAAUCGCAGAAGCACAUGGGACGUCAUCAAGGAGUCUUCUGAUUUUCAGAAUGCCUCUCCCACGACAGCAAGAGAAGCACCGCCUCCACCUACGUUUUCAUUGCUCAAGGCCAAGCAGCGGGUAGUCUGCUUGGUGCUGGAUAAAUCUGAAAGCAUGAAAGAAGGAGACCGUCUUAUUCGAAUGAACCAAGCAGCAGAACUUUAUUUAACUCAAAUUGUUGAACAGAAAUCUAGGGUUGGAUUAGUCACAUUUGACUCCACUGCCAUAAUCCAAAACUAUCUAACGGAAAUAACUAAUAGUAAUGACUAUCCAAAGAUCACUGCAAACCUCCCACAGCAAGCUUCGGGUGGGACUUCAAUUUGCAGAGGACUUGAAGCAGGAUUUCAGGCAAUCACUUCCAGUGACCAGAGGACUUCUGGUUCUGAAAUCAUAUUGGUAACAAAUGGUGAAGAUAAACAAAUAAGUUCAUGCUUUGAGGCAGUCAAACACAGUGGUGCCAUCAUCCACACCAUCGCCCUGGGGCCUGAUGCUGCCAGGGAACUGGAGACUCUGUCAACCAUGACAGGUACAACUUCGGACAUAUAUUCCUAAACUGGCAGCUCAUCUGGUUCUUAGGAGCAAACUUCAGUGCAGUUGGAAAGCAAAACCUUGGAUAUUGCAGGGAGAAAACAGAUAAGUGGUACAGUGCCUGUGGAUAGUACCAUUGGAAAUGACACUUUCUUCGUUGUCACCUGGACAGUACAAAAGCCAGAAAUCAUUCUUCAAGAUCCAAAGGGAAAAAAAUACACAACAUCAGAUUUCAAAGAUGAUAAGCUAAAUAUUCGCUCUGCUCAACUUCAAAUACCAGGCAUUGCAGAAACAGGUACUUGGACUUACAGCCUUUCUAAUGAGAAUGCCAGAUCUCAGUUGCUGACGCUGACAGUGACCACUAGAGCAAGAAGUCCUACCGUGUCCCCAGUAAUGGCAACUGCUCACAUGAGUCACAACCCAGCACAGUACCCCAGCCCGCUGAUGGUUUAUGCACGAGUCAGCCAGGGGUUCUUGCCUGUUCUGGGAGCCAGUGUCACAGCUGUUAUAGAAGCUGAAGACGGACAUAGAGUCACACUGGAGCUCUGGGACAACGGGGCAGGUGCUGACACUGUUAAAAAUGAUGGCAUCUAUACAAGAUAUUUCACAGAUUAUCAUGGAAAUGGUAGAUACAGCCUAAAAGUACAUGUCCAGGCAAGAAAAAACACAGCCAGACUAAGUUUAAGACAACAGAACAAGUCUCUGUAUAUACCUGGCUAUAUUGAAGAUGGCAAAAUUAUAAUGAAUCCACCCAGACCCGAAAUCCAAGAUGCAGAAGCUCCAGUGGAAGACUUCAGCAGACUAACCUCUGGAGAGUCCUUUACCGUGUCUGGAGCGCCUCCUGCUGGUGACCAUGCUCAUGUGUUUCCACCCAGUAAAGUCACAGAUCUGGAGGCUGAGUUUAAAGGAGAUCACAUUCACCUGACAUGGACAGCCCCUGGCAAGGUCCUCGACAAAGGAAGAGCACAUAGAUACGUCAUCAGAAUGAGUCGGCAUUCUCAAGAUCUCCAAGAAGAUUUUCACAAUGCUACUUUAGUGAAUACUUCUAGUCUCGUACCUAAAGAGGCUGGGUCAAAAGAAAAAUUUGAAUUCAAACCAGGAUCUUUGAAAAUAGGAAAUAGCUCCAUGUUCUACAUUGCAAUCCAGGCCGUCAAUGAAGUCAGUAUCACUUCAGAGAUCUCCAACAUCGCACAGGCUGUCAAGUUUAUUGCUCCAGAACAAGGUAUCUCUGCACUGGGCCCUAAUAUUGUGAUUUUUAACUAUAUUUACACUAGAAAAUAUACUAGAACUAAAAUCCAAUCUUAUAUAUACUUGCUAAGAGUUUCUUUAGAGUGAGUUUACUAAACCCACUGUCUGCUAGUCAACAAUUGUAAUAUAAAAAUUCAUAAUCGAAGUUGAAAAAUGCCUUGAAUUUACUA